Messenger RNA from Anolis carolinensis (green anole), 8133 nucleotides. RefSeq names its product ankyrin repeat domain 33B (gene ankrd33b). The record is from RefSeq and is a predicted model, not a curated record. The transcript is spliced from 4 exons. Lineage: Eukaryota; Metazoa; Chordata; Lepidosauria; Squamata; Anolidae. Gene Ontology annotation, molecular function: protein binding. The coding region runs from base 2740 to 4347 and encodes 535 amino acids.
GAUAAACUGUGAGUAUCAUAGCCUUUUUUGGGUUCACAGAUUUUAUAUUCUUCUAUAUAUGUUCUAUUAUUCAUGUCAUAAUGUAAUACUACCUUUAGCCACUAUCUAUGUCCCCUUAGGAUCCACCUAUUCAGAAAACUGAUGGUGAAUUUCUCACCUCAAAAGUUGAAACUUUGUUGAUUAUUGAAGUAAGUAGAGUGCCUGAAUAUACUUUUUUGUAAACUUUUUCGCAAACUUUCUGUACAAUUUUUUUUGAUUGCAUGUAUAUAUUUAUGAUAUGUAUUAUUUGUAGACCCAACCGCCUGACGAAGACUCCUGUGAGUCGAAACCGGUUGCAGGUUUGAGUCAAGUUAUAUGAGAACUGGAGUCUACUCAUACGUAACAGAGAACAGGACAUUUACUUACAUGAAAAACUUGGCUUUAUACUUCAAGAGAAGAACCGCUGGUUUCUACUUCUAUGCGAUUGGAACAGUCAUGUUUUUUGGAUAUAGGUUAUUGUAAUAUAUACAUUGAGUUUAUUUGGUUAUUUUCAUAUUACCACAAGCAGUGGAUUUUGGUCUCCACAGUUUUAGGGGAACCUAUUGUUCUUUUAAGUUUCUCCAAAGCCAUGGCUCUGGAAAGCGUCUGAUAAGUAACAAAGGACUGCCAAAGGGCUGCCCUGGAGGAAGAAUGUCCCGAAAGGAGAGAGAUGGUGCAAAAGGCCAAGCCCCGGAGCUGAAGACGCCUCAUUUUCCUGUCCUCACUGCCUCCUGGAAGCCCAUCCCUUUUGUGAAGCGGUCCCUAAUGUCAACAGGCUCAAUCUUCGGCUUGAUCGGAUUAGGAGCCGCUGCCAAGAGUCCUGGGGACGGGGCGGGCGCUUGGGUGCCUUCCCUCGAAGCUGCUUCGGGGCUUUAAGCUGUCCUUUUGCUCCCUCCCUCCCUCUUUCCUUGCCUUGCUGCAUCGCUUUAGCUGGGAAAAAGCCCACGAUCGCCUUCCUUCCAACGCAAACGCGGCAGGGAGUCUUCCCCUCUCAUCUUCCCAUCCGGGAUGAAAGCAACGCCUCGUCGCCCCAAACGCUUGGAGUCGCCUCGCUCAGAUUUCUUUCCUGCUCCGAAGAUUUCAGUCGAGACAACAGCAUCUUGGAAGCGCCUUUUGCCAGUCAGGUGUAUUUGGAUGGAUAGAGAAAGUGGCUGAGAUCUAGAGAAGAGUUCUGAGAGCCUGUAUUAGGAUACAUUCCCUCUGCACAAUGAAGAAGGUGCUUUUCCCUUAACUUUUUUUGCUGGACUUUUUUGUGCUUUGUCCCUGGAGGAAAGUGGUUUCUAUGUCUUCUGCUUCUUUUUCCUUUCAAGAUCCGCAAGUUGGGAGUUUUAAGUGCUUUUAAAGGUAUCCUCUCCCAGGGUUGCUGUGAGUUUCCCAACCUUUGUGGCUAUGUUCCAGAAGCAUUCUCUCCUGUCGUUUCGCCCACAUCUAUGGCAGGCAUCCUCAGAGGUUGUGAGGUCUGUUGGAAAACUAUGCAGGUGAAGUUUAUAUAUCUGUGGAAGGUCCAGGGUGGGAGAAAGGGCUCAUGUCUGCUGGAAUGUUGCAAUUAAUCACUUUGAUUAGCAUUGAAAAGCCUUGCAGCUUCAAGGCCUGGCUGAUUCCUGCCUGGGGGAAUCCUUUGUUGGAAGGUGUUCGCUGGCCCUGAUUGUUUCCUAUCUGGAAUUCCCCUGUUUUCUGAGUGUUGCUCUAGAAUCAUAGAAUAGUAGAGUUGGAAGAGACCUCAUGGGCCAUCCUGUCCAACCCCCUGCCAAGAAGCUUUAUUUACUGUUCUGAUUUUAAAGGUUUUUUUUUAAUACUGGUAGCCAGAUUUAGUUCGUUUUCAUGGUUUCCUCCCUUCUGUUGAAGUUGCCCACAUACUUAAUGGAUUUCAGUGGCUUCUCUGUGUAUCCUCUCUCUCUUUUCCUCUGCUAGAGGACACUGGUUUAGUCGUGUCAUCCUAAAGUCCUCCAAGCUGGGUUUGGCUAGGUGUUGAGGGACCCUUCUGAGAAGGGAGGUUUCUUUUCCUCUGCCUUCAUGGCUCUGGUUUGAGACUUAUGGGCUGAAGAGACAAGUUGAAGCCUUUUGCCUUGGACGUCCACGCCAGGCUGGGCUUCUGCUGCUGUUUUUCUCCUUUUUCUCCCUGCUUUUGUCUCUCCCUGAAAGUCUUCCGCUCCUUUCUGGAUGGGAGGCCAUUUUGCCCCUUGAAUUGACAGGUUGUUGAUGUUGGUUGACGUAUUUUUAUGUUUUUACUCUGCUGUUUUUAAUUAUUUUAAUUAGAUUGUUUGUGUGGUAUUAUAGCUUGUAAUCUUUGUUUAUGCUGGGCUUGGUCCCCAUGUAAGUUGCCCUGAGUCCCUUCUGGGAGAUGGUGGCGGGAUAUAAAACUAAAGUUAUCAUUAUCAUUAUCAUUAUCAUUAUUCCCCUCACUUUGGGCAGGAAAAGUAUUCACUUUGGCAGAGACAGUGCUGGAUUUACCAUUGUGCUUAGGUGUGCUUAAGCACAAGGCCCAUUGACCUAGCUGACGAUGGAUUUUGGUUAUGUGCAAUUUUAAAUUUGAAGGUGUUCUGUUUCGGAGGGAGCGAUUCCAGACAUUAUGAUAGAGUUGAUAGUCUAUAGGAGUGUGCCACAAAGCAGGAAGUGUAGGCCGACCAGGCUGAGCUUCAAGGCUCAAGGAAGGGGCCUCAUAACUUAAACAGCAGAGAGCCUGGUUUGUCCAAAAUCUGGCACUAGGGAGGCGAGGUGGCGAUGGUACUUCUCUCCGGAGAUGGGAAGGCAGCCGGGGAAGGACGGAGCCCCUCCACGAAGCACCUCCAGCCCCCACCCUUCGACCACGGGGGGCCCUCGGGAGUCGAGGCCCAAGCGGAGCCCCUCGGAGGAGGCCAUGCUGUUGUUGUUGUGUCUGUCUCACAAGGGGAGGGGGCACCUGGCGAGGAGGAGGUGGAGAACUAUGAGGAGGACUAUGAAGACUUGGCAGACUUCUCAGAUUUGCUGGAAACACGGAGCCUGGCCUCGGAGGACUCCUUCUACCCACCGCGGGAUGGGGAAGAAGACGAGGUGGAGGAGAGAGAGGAGAUCUGGUCUCUUGGUGAGUCGGAGGGGUCACCCAGCCCUGAGCCACCACCCUCCUUUUUCCGCACCUGCUGCACCAACAAUGCUGCCGCCCUCAAGACCCUCAUCCGACAGGGGCCCGAUGAGGAACAUGUCCGGGAGACCGACCGCAAUAAGCGGACUGGCCUUAUUGUUGCCUGUUACCAAGGGUUUGUGGAUAUUGUAAUAGCCUUAGCCCAGUGCCCUCACAUUGAUGUAAACUGGCAGGACAAUGAAGGGAACACGGCUCUGAUUACAGCUGCCCAGGCAGGACAUAUUACCAUUACACAGCAUUUGCUCAACUAUUAUCCUGGCCUUGAUAUUGAAAAAAGGAAUGUCUUUGGAUUUACGGCACUCAUGAAGUCAGCAAUGCAAGGCCGUAGCGAAUGCGUCAGAGCCUUAAUGUUGGCAGGGGCAAACAUCAAUGCCACAGACCCAGGCCGUGGGUUCACUUCUCAGGAAUGGGCAUGUUUCACUGGAAGAAUAGAAGCUGCCUAUCUUAUGCAGAGACUUAUGAACAAGCCAUCUGCAGAACAGUUUUGUGACCACUAUGAGCUAGAAUGGCCAAAGAUGAAGGAACUUCUUGCCAAGGCUGCAGAGCGGAAAACCUGUUUGCAAAGGAUUUCGGAAGGCGUGCGGUCUGUGGUCGGUUACAAAGCUCCCCAGGGCCCCGAAGAAGACGGCGUGCUUGAUCAUAUGGUCAGAGUGACAACAGGAUUGAGAAGCUCUUUUGUUGCCAUAGCUUGCAGGACUGUGUGCCCUGGUAGCCCACCAGGACUAGGAAAACGCAGGCCUGCGGUCCAAGAAAUCCUUCGGAAACAACGAGCUAAGGAAAUCCGAUCUUUAGAGAACACGGAACAUUUUACCAGCUAUGAGAGGCUGUUUCAGAACUCUAGAGUCACAUUAGUCACCAAAAAGAAGGAGCGAAGAGCCAGCCUGCAGCCUUUCAAUCUCAAUGUACCCCAGGUGAACAUUGUGGUCCCGAGGAAAUCCAGCCUGUUGCCACUGCACUUGCUGAGGAGGAGCAGUGUGCGCCCUGGAUUUGUCAUUCCCAAAGUCCGCGUCAGCAAGGCACCUGCACCGACUUUCCAGCCAGAGAAGGUGAGACGGAAAAGUAGUGCCAGCGAUGGGACAUACCUGGAAAUUCCCAAAUGGAGGUAUAAAGAGCUGAAAGAAGAAAGGAAGAAGGCAGAGGAAGAGGAAAAGAAAAAAGCAGAAGAAGCUCAGAAACAGAAGCAAAGGUCUCCCCAGAAAAGCAAAACUUGACACAUGUGGUAUUGCUAUGACUCUAGACUUAACAAACACACAGGCCAACAAGUGGUGCGGAGAAAACCGUGCAGCAUAAUUACUUAAGAGGAGCUGGAGGCAUCGUUCCAAAGUGCAACGGAUACAUUAAGGAAUGGCUAAGGAGUAUAAGGAGAGAUUUGGGGAAUAUAUGAGCGGCUUUAAAAUGUAGAAAAUAUGGUGUUUAAUAGAUUGUAAGUCUAUUGUAAAGCAGCCAUCUUCACAAAAGAGGACAAGGGAUAAUUGGAAUAAAGGGAUAAUGAAUAAAAAAAACCAGAGAGACAGAAAGAUGUCCUAGAAAAUAAAAUAAAAAUUGGGUGAUUGCAUAUGCUUGCCAGGGAAUCUCUGAAUUGUUACCCUAAAUUGAAUUAAAAAAAAUAGAUUACAUAAAGGAGGACAGCCUACAGAUUUUGUGUUACUAUAUUGUGGGUUUUUAAAAAAAAAAAAAUCAGUGAAAGUAAAGGGCUUUUGUUUGCUGUCAAUAUCAAACCCUUCCUAAAGAAUGCAAACAUCUCAGGGUAUUUUCCAGAAGAAUAUUAACUUAUUGAUAAACAUUGUAAAUAACAUUUUGAUCAUGAGCUAUAGAAUGACUAGAAAUGAUACUUGAUGUAUUUCCUACUGAUGAAUGAGAUUUUAUUGUUGCAGAUUGUACAAAGUGGGCUAAUUCUGAACCAAACUGCAACUCUUCGAUGGAUCCUCCCUAAAUCAUUUUCAAUGCUAUGUUUAACUCAUAUCAUGUUUUAAAUCUGUGCUUCCUCUCUUGAAGCUUUGGGACAUUUUGUACUCAGAAAUCAGGCUGACACUACCAUUACCUAGUUAAUCCUGAAGAGACGUUACAAAGAGGAAAAGGGAUAAUUUUUAGACAUUUCAUCUGAUUAUUUAAUAAUUUUAUGUCCUAUGUUUCUCUCGUUUUAGUGAGUCCCAGGUGGGCUCAAAUUCAGCUGAAAUAGCAAGGAAGUGCUGUAUAUACUCAUGUAUAAAUUCACCUCCUGUAACAGUCAAGGGCAGGUUUUGGGGCCAAAACUAUGGAUUUGAUGUCCAUGUUAUUUUUGUUGUUAAGAGUUAAGGUAUAGUACUUACAUUGACCCAUGGAUAAUAUGAUCUAGGUGUUUUGACUAAAGGUUCUAUACUUAUACAUGAAUAUAUACUGUAAGGAAAAUCAAUAGUUUUUUAUUUCCAUUGUAAUCACAGUUUCUGGCAUAUUUGGUAGCAUUAUGGGAAGUUGCCAUAUUGGCUGUGAGUAAUCUUAAUGCAAAGAUGUCAUUUUCCUCGAGUAUCUAUGAUGAUAAAUCAACAAAACCCCGAGUAUUUCUUAUACAACCCACUUAAAAAUAUCACCCAUCUAUUAAAAAUUAAGGAGAUGGUUUCUGUAGCACAAUUCACUGAAUUGAUAGCCCCUUACAACAAUCUUGCACAUAUCCUCUAAGUUUCCACUGAAUUCAGUGGUAGUUUACUUUGACAUGCAUGCAGCCACUCUAAAACAUCCAUAUUUAAUACAGACAGGAGUUUGCAUUACUUUGCCUAUUUUCUGUCAGCUAAAACAGUAAGCAAUACUCAAUUUCAGUAAGGUUCACCAAGCUGAAAAGGUGUGGGUAACAUUUUCAAAGACUAUUUUUAUACUCAGAGUACUAGCUUUUAGAUAGAUGCCCAGGGCUAACCGUCUACAUGUAUCUCUCUAACAAGCUCUGUCAGAGAUGACAUAUUUUUAUUCACAGCCAACACAAUCUAUUUACAUAUCAAAUCACAGAGUCAGUUUCUUAAAAGCAAUCAGUUCUGACAAGAAUGUACACAAGUUUUCACUUGUAUUAUCGUCUAAAGGACAGUUUCGGUUGAAAAGCACUAUUGCAUUCUCUCUCAGGGAUGAAGCUAAAGGUAUAAUUGUAAAGAACUCAGGCAGGGGGGGAAUCUUUUUUCCCUUUCUUCUUCUUAUUCACUUUAGAUGGUAGCGUAACUUAGUUUAGAAUAUGUGUGACAGAGGCUUGGAUGUUGAAAGAACAAUAACAAGUUUAUUUCAGGCACAGAGCUUAGUGGUUACAAUGUUGCUUCUCAGAGUUACACUUUCUUCAACAGUUGCAAAACUAUAUUGAGGUGUUCCAAACUUCUUAAAAUGUCAGUUCUUUCUCCACUAACAGACUACCUUAAAAUAAGUCACCAAACUUAUUUUAUCCCUGAUCCCCUAACUUAGGAUCAGUGUUCCCUGAGCUUCACCAGAGCCCAGACUAAAAUCAACCUUCCCUGUAGUUCUCUGACCACAGACUGACUGAGUUUCUUUUCAAACUCUCUUCUGCCAAAUGACAGUUGGCUCCGCCUACGUUUCUAUGGCAACCUGUCUCAGAAUGCUAAGAUGCAAUAACUGUGAUACUUACCCUUUUAAAACAUAAACACACAAUUAAACAUAACAUCUGUAAACCAAAUUCAUACUUCAUUACAAUAAUGCAUUUGUAUCUAUUUGAAUUAUUGCAUGCCCUACUUCUUCAGUGUUGUUUGGGACCAAACUGAAGCUGGAUAACUUCAAUAUAGUCUCAGUCUGAGCAGUCCACAUAUAGCCAUUGCUAUACAGGUGACCCGUGUCGAAAUGGGACACUUCAGGCACCACUCUUGGGAGGAAAGGCAUCACGUAUGGAAUACACAAGACUGGAAAGGGAGGAUGUACUAUUUAGGAAACUUUGGAUUUAACCCAUGUCUUCUUAUGGCUCAGAGUGCUUUCAGAUGUCACUUUAUUCUUGGGGAAAGUAUUAUCAGGUAGCUGUGACCUCCAUACAUGUGUAGACAAUGUAUGUGAACAGUAGCAAAAGGCUCAAGCCAUUCCAGGAUGUGAAUCAUAGAAUCAUAGAGUUGGAAGAGACCUCAUGGGCCAUCCAGGCCAAACCCCUGCCAAGAAGUAGGAAAAUCGCAUUCAAAGCACCCCCGACAGAUGGUCAUCCAGCCUCUGCUUAAAAGCUUCCAAAGAAGGAGCCUCCACCACACCUCAGGGCAGAGAGGUCCACUGCCGAACAGCUCUCGCAAUUAGGAAGUUCUUCCUAAUAUUCAGGUGUAAUCUCCUUUCCUGUAAUUUGAAGCCAUUGUUCCACAUCCUAGUCUCCAGGGCAGCAGAAAACAAGCUUGCUCCCUCCUCCCUAUGACAGGGCAAGGGCUUUACCCAUCAUUAUGCAGUUACCUGGAUCUUGGCAAAUGUGAGUAUUCGCUCUUCUUAGACAAACUUCAGGGAAAACCACUAGAAUGUAAGCACUCUCCUGAGAUCAAAUGAAUCAGAAAUGUAUUUUUUGUGUCUAUGGAAAACUUUGAUACCUCAAAAGCACUUAAACAUUAAAAAAUAUAUGAUAGGUAUGAAGACUGGCUUUCAGUUAUGUAGGCAUGAGAUUGUAAAAUGAAAACAUACAUUACUUAUAUUGUUCCUAGACUAUCAGGCUUCUGUGAUUUAUUGGUAAUACUAUGCUGUUAUGCAAAGUCAACAUUUGACUUUUUUUUAAAAAAAAUGAAAUAAAAUAAUGUCAAGCUGAAUAAGAUAGACAUGAAUGCAUUGUUUCCCCCAGGUGUAUACUUCACAACUAUCAAUUGAUUUUCUCCUCUUUAUUGGUUAUAAAGCUUUGUAAAACGGUACAGCAAUCUUUGCACAAGGCAUUAUGUAGUAAUUUUAUACUAUGUCUAGGCAUCUAGACACAUGUUAUUUCUGGAAAGACUUAAAAUCUCUGUUAGAACUGCACUGCAAUUUUUCUAAUCUGUUUUCCUAAAAUGAAAGUCAAUAAAAAUAAAUAAUCAUUCAAUUCA